Messenger RNA from Rubroshorea leprosula, 455 nucleotides. The record is from the annotation of a GenBank genome assembly. Lineage: Eukaryota; Viridiplantae; Streptophyta; Magnoliopsida; Malvales; Dipterocarpaceae.
AAGCAACGGCAUGAAGGAUUUAUUGUUGCAUUAAAGUUGCGUCUCCGUUGCUAUUAACUCUUAAUUUCUUAAUUAACUGGAAAUAGGCAGGCAGGAGGGCAGCGAUGGGGAAAAUAAAGGUGAUGAUAAUGGCGGCAGUGGCGGUGUUAUGGGUGGGGGUUUGCUGUGGAUGGGGAGAGGAAGCGAAGGAGAGAAAGAAUCUUAAAGCAAAAGGGGCCAACGCCAAAAACAGAGUCGAUCAUGGGCUGAUUGGGUUCACACCAAGUACUCAGGCUUCUGGAUCCAAUCCUAGUACUGUUAAUGCAAAAGAGAGAGCUCAAGAGAUGAUGCAUAAAGCAGGGGAUGUUGCCUCCAGGGCCAUAGAAAAUGAACUUUGGUGUAUCUGGUAAUAACACUUUAUGUUCUUACCAUUUAAUUUCCUGCUCCAUAUUAUCUAAUCAAUAACUUGGUGGUUG